AUGAAAACCUUUCUGACGUUGGCCCUGGUUUUAGUGGUGUUUGUCACUGUGGCAGAAUCUGCCCAGAGAUGCUAUUCCGGAUCGAAAGAUCGUUAUGAGUCUCGUCAAUGUGACACUGGAACAGCUGGAAACUUUGUGUGCCAGAAAUUUACUUGUGAAGGAGGAAAAUCGCCAUUUGUGCUUCGAACAUGUGCAAAUAAGAGAACGGGAUGCUUGGCUGGACCAGCAAUUUGCAAGUUCUCCAAAGGAACAGGAAUAGAUUCCAACUUCACUGUCCGUGCAUGUGCUCCAGAAGGCUCACGUUGCGAGUCCUCUUCCACAGUCUGUGCCGAUCAAGACGGCGUUGGUUACUGUAGCAUCUGUGAAGAUGACAAUUGCAACUCGGCAGAUAGUCUAUUUGGAAAGAUGGCCCUUUCGAUGGGAUUCGUGAUGUUGGCUAGAAUUUUCUAG
Molecule: messenger RNA, 450 nt
Organism: Caenorhabditis remanei
Lineage: Eukaryota; Metazoa; Nematoda; Chromadorea; Rhabditida; Rhabditidae
Exons: 4
Coding region: 1-450 (149 amino acids)
Source: RefSeq, a predicted model, not a curated record